AUGGAGACAUUACCAAGAGGAUUUUUUAAAUGGAUUGUCCCAACAUUGAAAUGUAGCAUUAAUACUUAUUUAUCCUUAGGGUUGGAUGCAUAUUUCUUUAUUAGAUUCAUUAGUGUAUUACUGCUAUUUUUCCUAUUUAUUGGAACCCUCAAUAUGGUUAUACUUAUACCAAUAAACUACACUGGUAGUAGCACAGAAUAUACAGCAUUUGGAUUGGACAAACUUAGUUUAUCAAAUAUUGCAACCACUAAUGUGGCAAGGUUAAAUGCCCAUUUUUUAAUGGGACUAAUAACAAUAGGGUUCUUCCAUUGGUUGAUUAUUUAUGAAUUCCAAAGUUAUGUGAUUAUACGACAGUCAUACUUGUUGUCACAACCACAUAAAGAUUCUGUAAUGGCUAAAACGUUACUAAUUUCAAAUGUCCCAUCAUAUUUGCAAAACCAUGAAGUAUUGAAAACCAUUUUCCAAGUAGUACCAGGUGGGAUUAAAGAUAUUUGGGAUAUAAAUGAGUUUGAAGUAAUUGACCACCAAGUAGAAAUAGCCCAAGAUGCUUUGCAUUAUUUGGAAAAAUCUCAAGUAUUAGGACUAAAAAAAUAUUAUCGUAAAAAAUCACAAUGGUGUGGACCCCCAGUGGGUGAUUCAAUAGAAGAAAUUAAAGAAUUUAUUGAAACCCAUGAAACAUAUUUUUACCCUCCAUUAUAUCUGGGACCAAUUAGGAUCCCUCAAAUUGAACGAACAAUUCGUAUCACCCUACCAGGAUGGUUACGAGUAUUUUGCUUUCAAAAACCAAUCCCCAUGUAUGAGUGGUCUCUCCAAACCCUUUCUGAAUGCAACCAAAAAAUUGACGAAGAAAAACUUAAGCUCACUGAAGGUCAACUCGCCAAACACAGUAAAAUAUUUAUUGAAUUCACAUCUCAAGAAGGAUCCUAUAUUGCCCAUCAAUGUCUUUUAUCCCAAUCACAAGGUUUCCUUGACAAAACAACCAUUGAAAUAAAUCCAAAUGAUAUAAUAUGGAGAAAUGUUUGUCGUAAUGAUGGCAUCGCUUGCAAAUUUGAAAAAUAUUUGGUUACAAUUGUUUUUAUCAGUAUUAUAAUUCUCUAUGUUAUCCCAGUGUCAUUGAUUGGGUUGGUAUCACAAAUACCAUUGCUAACUCAAUUAUUACCGUUUUUGGAAUGGAUAUAUCAAUUCCCGGAAGAGGCAAGAGAAACAAUUUCUGGGUUCUUACCUUCAAUAUUACUCGGCGUCUUGACUGAGAUGGUGAUGAUCAUUUUCAGAUUUCUAACAUAUUUCAAAGGAAGAACAACUGGUUGUGAAGUUGAAAUUGACUUGCAAAAAUGGUACUUUGCAUUUUUGUUUGUACAACAAUUUUUAGUUGUCACCAUUCUGUCAAGUGUCACAGUAAUAUUAAAACAAAUAAUUGAUCAACCAACUUCCAUUCCAGUAUUGCUUGCCACCAAUCUCCCCAAAUCAGCCACAUUUUUCUUUCAAUAUAUAUCCCUCCGAGCAUUUGCAUUCUGUGGUAAUAACUUCUUAAGAAUCAGUCCAUUAAUCCAGACAUUAAUAGUUCACAAAUUCAUCGACAUUACUCCACGACAAAAGUUCAAUCGUAUCACCAAUUUACCUAAAAUAAAAUGGGGCACAACAUUUGCCGUGUAUUCAAUCUAUGCUUGCAUUGGAAUUUCAUAUUCAAUAAUUUCUCCACUAAUUUCAAUAUUCAUCAUUUUCUUUCUAAACUUGUCAAUCUUGUAUUACAAGUAUGCACUCAAAUAUGUAUACAAUCAUAUCAACGAAUCAGAAACAACCGGAAGACUAUACCCCACAGCAUUGCUUCAUCUUUAUACCGGUGUUUAUUGUCUUGAAUGCUGUUUAAUUGGUGUUUUCUUCCUUCUGAAAAACGAUAAAGGUGGAUACCCCAUGAGAGUGCAAGGUUGGAUCAUGACAGGAAUAUUGAUCUUGACAAUUUUUGCCAAUACAAUUAUUUACAAUCGGUAUACCCCUCAUUUUUCCAAUUUGCCAAUUCUAUCAGAUAAAGCAUUCAAAGAUGGAAUAAAACCAAUAUCAGAAAGCAAUAGUCCCAGCACUGACGAUACAUAUUAUCUGAAUCACAAAUUGUUGUAUCUCCAUCCAGCAUUCAAAUAUGAAAGCCCCAAAAUAUGGUUACCAAAAGACCCCCACGGAUAUACAGAUUUGCUACUACAAAAAAUGUUGACCAGGUCUCAAUUUGAAGGCGAAAACGAUGGUGCGCAAGUCCAACUUGGUAAAUUUUUCAGCUCCUUAAAACUAGUAAUAUCCGAGGCUCCGCCUGAUUACAAAUGA
Candida dubliniensis CD36 is the source of this 2313-nucleotide messenger RNA. RefSeq names its product Spo75p (gene SPO75). The record is from RefSeq and is a predicted model, not a curated record. The coding region runs from base 1 to 2313 and encodes 770 amino acids. The transcript has a single exon. Gene Ontology annotation, cellular component: plasma membrane. Gene Ontology annotation, molecular function: calcium-activated cation channel activity. Lineage: Eukaryota; Fungi; Ascomycota; Pichiomycetes; Serinales; Debaryomycetaceae.